This is a messenger RNA of Spinacia oleracea (spinach), 1191 nucleotides long. RefSeq names its product cell number regulator 6. The coding region runs from base 176 to 907 and encodes 243 amino acids. The record is from RefSeq and is a predicted model, not a curated record. The transcript is spliced from 5 exons. Lineage: Eukaryota; Viridiplantae; Streptophyta; Magnoliopsida; Caryophyllales; Amaranthaceae.
CACUUUGAACAUUAACGUGAUCACAAAUCACGACUCUAACGUGCCAUCCCCGAAGUUUCUCAGUUGAUUUCAAGAGUAAAGUACAAAACUCAACGUUGAAGAAAAGAAACCCCAAAAUCCAAAUUUCUAGCACAAUCAAAGUCUGCCCUUGAAUCUAGCAACACAGAGAAAGACGAUGGCUGAAGAGUCGUCACACUCGAAAUAUGUGAAGUUGACUAAGGCUCAAGUCUCUGCUGAUGAAGACAUCACCCCUGGUGAACUCAAUCAAGCAAUACCCACUUCUCAGUUGCAUGUUCACAAGUGUGCCGAAUGUGGACAGCCUUUACCUGAAAGCUAUCAGCCUCCUGCUGAUGAACCUUGGUCAAGUGGGAUCUUUGGGUGUACUGAAGAUACACAAAGUUGUUGGACUGGGCUUUUCUGCCCAUGUGUCUUAUUUGGACGAAAUAUCGAAAGGUUGAGAGAUGAUACCCCGUGGACUACACCGUGUAUUUGUCAUGCUGUUUUUGUAGAAGGUGGUUUGGCACUGGCUGCUGCCACUGCUUGGACCUAUGGUAUCGACCCAAGAACAACUUGUCUUGUAUGGGAGGGAUUAUUUUUCACCUGGUGGAUGUGUGGCAUAUACACUGGUCUUGCUCGACAAUCCUUGCAGAGUAAAUACCAUCUAAAGAACUCCCCAUGUGACCCAUGCCUAGUGCAUUGCUGCAUGCACUGGUGUGCCUUGUGCCAGGAGCACCGGGAGAUGAAAACCCGUCUCGCAGAUGACCUCGGCGAGCCCAUGACCAUUGUCAACGCGCCACCUGUUCAAGCAAUGAACUCCGGCAGGGAAACCCAGGAAGCAUCAUCAACUUCUACUUCUGGAAAGAAUGAGGAUAAAGACGGUGUUAAAAUUGAGAUGCAGGCUCUAUAGUUUCUCCUUAUACUUGUACUGUAAAAAAGAGAGAAAUAUUUACGGCAAAACUUCAUUAGAACUUGGUAACAAAAACCAAGGUUUAGUUGAUCUGUUGUGGGUGAAGCUUAUUUAUAUAGAGAGAGUAUUCAGUAUACUGGUUGAAAGACCAUUUUCACAUUGUACAAGGAAUCCACAGGCUUCAACUGAUAACUGCUGAGAAAUUUGGUACUUUUGGUUUCUUUUCUUGUUGAUGUGUAUUCCGCACUUUGUUAUCGAGCUUUUUUAGUUGCUUCUGUUCGAAA